Molecule: messenger RNA, 3993 nt
Organism: Tuber aestivum (summer truffle)
Lineage: Eukaryota; Fungi; Ascomycota; Pezizomycetes; Pezizales; Tuberaceae
Source: the annotation of a GenBank genome assembly
AAGGGUCUCAUAGCAAACCACUACAACGAAUUCACCAAACAAACCACGAAGCGAAUUUUUCUGCCAAUACCCAAAGAUAAACAGCUCCACCCGCUACUCUCUGCAUUCCCCUUUUUUAAUUCUUUUGACCUAUCCUUGACACCAGCCUAGAUGUUAUCCGGGCACCAAACCCUGGCCCGGAAGUUUCCAUUUUUAUGUUCUCAUUCCCGAAAGGCUUCCGCUUUCGGAACUACUCCAAGCUACCACACUAUUCGCACAGGUGGAGGAGUGCGGCGGAUACGGUGGGUAUUUCUUCGCUUCCUAUGCCCUAUACUCUCAUGAAUUCUAAAGGCAAUGCAGUGGUGGGAAUUUCAAUUGGACUUCCGGGUCCUUGGGCCGUCAAAAACUGCUCGGCAAUGCUGCUCCGAUUGUCAGUUCUUCUCUAGGGCCACCACAUUUGGGGAAUCAUUGUCUACCCCCGGGCGUUGCAGUUUCUGUUCUUGGGUUCACCGAACGAUCAAACAAACAGAGUUUCUCAACCUCGACCUCCUUGCUCGCUCAGGCAGGGCAUAAGGAGUUGUCUGACAGCAGAGAUAAUACUACUUUCGAGGAUGGGGGGGGAAGACAAGGUCGAGAAGAUACAGGAGGUCCAGUUUCCAAACACCAUACUGAAGUUGCUGAUCACAGCGGACGGGUAUUAAAGGUCAGCACAAAAACAGAGUCCUUGGACAUUUGGAAGAUGCUUCGCGAGUUUGCGAAAUUGUUACGAAGCGGGGCCAAGGAGGAAAUCAAGGUGGAAAAAAAUAGCCCAAUAUCGGCAGAGCCCGCUGUGGAAAAAGGUAGCCCAAUAGCGGCAGAGCCCGUUGUGGAAAAAAAUAGCCCAAUAUCGGCGGAGCUCGUUGUGGAAAAACAUAACCCAAUAUCGGCAGAGCCCGUUGUGGAAAAGGAAUUGAAGGAUGCACCCCGGGAAAUCCUAGACGAGUCACCUUUCGUCUUGCAAAGUAACUACGCAGAUGACAUUGUCGAGGAACUGGAACAACCGGAGGCCCCCGAGAAUAAUUCCCACGAACAGGAGCAGUUUGUUGAGCAAAGCUCUUACUCAUUCCCUGGACUUGAUCUACCGGCAGAAGAGCAAGGGUCUUCUCCCAACAACGCGUCAACCAUGGGUGUCCCUGAGUUUAGUCAUCAGGCUGAAGAGAGGGCUUCAGAAGUUACAGAGCCUGAGACUAGUGGUUUUCAGUCUCGAGAAAUUUUCGGAUCGGGUGAUAGCUCACCCCGCCGAGUAUCUGGAAAAAAACAAAUCGAGAUUGAUACCCAUUUAACCACCGUUAAGACUCCUGUACCAGAAAAGAGAGCAGGCAGGGCGAGCGCGGCAAGAGCUACUGAGCGCAAGAGAGUUGUUAGCACUGAAAAAGCUGAGACAGUCGCUGAAGUUGAAGCUACGCCAAAGCCGAAGACCAGCAAAUCUUUAGUUGAGUUCGCUGAGCCACUUAGUUGGACAAAGUUGCCAUACGUUCCGUUAACCUACCAUAUAUCCGAGCAAACAUUGCUUAGGAAAUUCUCCCUGAGAGAAAGUAGCCCAUUGAGGUAUUGGCGUUACGAUUUAUAUAUGGGUAGCUCAGGGGAGAAGAUCAAUGUCCAUUACUGUAAAACGAUUGAGGAGUUCGAUCGUGUGGCUAAACUAUUUCUCAACGAUAAGAUUCUCGGCUUUGAUUUGGAAUGGGUGCCUGCGAACUUUUCGACUUCAAAAUCUGCAAAGUGAGUUCGCCACGGAUCCGAGACUCCUCAGAGAUUUGGUACUGACUACUCUAUAGGGUCAAUGCAUCGUUGAUGCAGUUAGCAAAUGAAAGCGAUAUCGCAUUAUUCCAUAUUGCCAGAGUCCCAGGUUUGUUGCUAUGCAAAAUUCAUCUAUCAUGGCUAAUUGUGUUCACAGGCCAGGUUCCCGAUUUUGAAUUGAUACCGCCAAAUCUUAGAAGUGUGCUAGAGUCAGAAAAUAUCAUGAAGACAGGCGUAUGUGUGACAGGUAUCUUCACCUUUGUACUUCUUUGUAGUUCCGCCAAUUCAACUCUAACCAUAUUCCAUUAAUUAGGUGAUGCCAAGAGAGUCUCUAAAUUCCUUGGUGUCCACCCUGCCGGAAUUUUCGAGCUGUCUGAUUUGUGGAAUCUUGUCCAUGACGUGAGAACCAUGGCAGGUUCCAUUACUCGACGUUUGAUCGCUCUUUCUAGAUUAACCGAGGAAUGCCUCUAUCUUCCCUUAGACAAGAGUGCCUCAAGGAUAAGCAAUUGGGCGGUUGAGUUAAAUAACAGACAAAUACAGUGUAAGUUUUCAAAAAAAAAAAGGACAUGGGCCUGUCUACAGUGGCUGAGAAGUUGACUCUAAUUCUUUAGAUGCGGCGAAUGAUGCUUAUGCGGCACUCCGCGUCUUUGACGCAUUAGAGGCGAUGAGACAUGGUCUUAGUCCUAUUCCCAAAUUUCCAGGAUGCCGAAUCAUACCCCCACAGGAUCCGCCCUCCGACAGCGACUAUCCCAUCAUUGAGGAGGAGGUGGUGGAAGAAUACGAUUACAAGCUAAAACGCAUCAGCCUCGAUGGACCUGAGGUUGAAAUGGCUAGUUCGUGGGCAGCCUCGUUUUUGGGGGCGCUUGUCGAAAGUGGUAUAGAGGCGAAGGCUCAACAUUCCCAGCUAAAAACUUAUUCGCUGUGGCAUAAUGGGAAGCACUCCGUGGAGGAGAUUGCGGAACUCUGUCGGAACCCGCCAUUGAAAGAGACGACAGUAGUCAUGCACAUUUUGGAGGCUAUUCAGCUUGGGAAUCUUCCUUAUGACGAUGGAAGAUUGGCAGAGUUGAGAAACCAUAUCCCGAAGCCAUUCACGAAUGGCAAGUACCAUUGGGUGUUCGCUUUGCCCGACAAGAAUGGUGGGAACGAGAAUAUCUACCUUUCAUAACCCACGAUCAUUUCCCCCUGCCGCAAUGAAUAUAUAUAUAUACAAAGAAACCUCCCUAUCCCAGUUCUCUUUUCGUUUUCCAAUUAAUCUUUCUCAAUGUAAAUUGCCCGAUUUUGUGAAUCCUGGAUAUAUGAUAGAGACCAUGCUUUACCAUCCUUUGCACAUGUCUAUCAUAGGUAGCUUCAUAUAUCGGUAAGACCACCUAGGUGCAUCUCUUGGUACCUUGUUGAAUGAUGCGCGCCAUUAAACUUUCAAGAUUUGCAAAGGAAUCGACGAAGGAGAAAAAAGGAGAGCAGUUUGAUAUUAAUUGCUUUAUUGCACAAUUACCGUAAUUCAAGAUCCAUGCUCUGAUUGAGCAGCCCGAUUGUCUCCAAAUAGUUACUGAAUACUUGCUCCGUGACCGGUGUCCUAUCUUUUCCCACAACCAGUUUCCGACUGAUCCAAAGAAAACGCUCAAGUCAGUCACAGGUAAUAAGCGCGAACAUAUACAUAUCGUGGGAUCGACUCUUGUUCGAUUCCCAAUAGGGGGCCAACUUUUUCCGACUGUGUAGCUGCCAAUAUGCUACCUUGCAUAAAUUCUUUACAAUAGAAUGUUCCAUCCCCCUCCUUCUCGCCGCUGUCCUUAAAAACUGGACCGUGUUGUCGAUCCGCUGUUGUGAAAAUCGAUUAGGAUCCGAAUGUCGAAAAGCUUUCCGUAGUUUUUCUCGAAUCGAAUAUCGUGCAGGAGAGGAAUAUUGAACGGCGGCCAGCCCGGCCUUAUAAAGGGCUCGGUAAGCGUGAAUAGUAGUGGUGUGAUCGGGAAACAUUUGUCGCUCUUAUGCCGUUUUCUGUCGACUGUUUCGAAAGCCUUUGUAUGGAUAAAAGUGUGUGGUGAUGUUAUUUCUAGGAUCGGGCGAUACCGACACGAGGGUUGUGUUGUGCCCCGGCUCUAUGGUAGUUUUGCAUGCGCUUGCACCUAACUAGUGCUACCAGUAUCAUAAUAUUAUUGUAUGUGGUGGAGUUUGGUCCACUUUAUUCCCUAAAUUACCCGGCCUGCCAUAUCAUUGUCGUGAUGCUGUUUGGGUGAAUAGCUU